Molecule: messenger RNA, 1526 nt
Organism: Scomber japonicus (chub mackerel)
Lineage: Eukaryota; Metazoa; Chordata; Actinopteri; Scombriformes; Scombridae
Product: protein disulfide-isomerase TMX3-like
Exons: 16
Coding region: 4-1380 (458 amino acids)
Biological process (GO): peptidyl-cysteine oxidation
Cellular component (GO): endoplasmic reticulum
Molecular function (GO): protein disulfide isomerase activity
Source: RefSeq, a predicted model, not a curated record
GCGAUGGCAGAAGUGAAGGCUUCCCUGAUCUGUGGAGUUGUAGCUGCUUUCCUCAGCUCAGCGGUGCUUGCAUUUGUUGAGGAUCUAGACGACACAUUUAAAGACACCAGAGUGAACGAUGUCUGGCUGGUUGACUUCUAUGCUCCGUGGUGCGGCUACUGUAAAAAACUAGAACCAGUAUGGCACGAUGUGGGAGCCGAGCUGAGGAGCUCCGGGUCGCCGGUCCGUGUGGGAAAGAUGGAUGCCACCGCGUACUCCGGAAUGGCGUCAGAGUUCGGUGUUCGUGGUUACCCUACGAUAAAACUGUUAAAGGGUGAUCUGGCCUAUAAUUACAAGGGACCAAGGACAAAAGAUGAUAUUGUGGAGUUUGCCAACAGGGUGGCAGGACCGGCUGUCCGGGCGCUUCCCAGCAAGCAGAUGUUUGAGCACAUGAUGAAACGCCAUGAUGUGCUUUUUGUGUAUAUCGGCGGGGAGUCUCCCCUCAAAGAGAAGUACAAUGAUGUCGCCUCCGAGCUCAUUGUCUACACCUAUUUCUUCUCGGCUUCAGAGGAAGUCUUGCCAGAGUCUGUAACUUUGCCAGAGCUUCCUGCGGUUGUAGUCUUUAAGGAUGGAGCCUUCUUUACCUAUGAUGAGUAUGAGGAUGGCAGUUUGUCAUCGUGGGUGAACAAGGAGCGCUUCCAAGGAUACCUUCAGAUUGAUGGCUUUACGCUAUAUGAGCUAGGAGAAACAGGCAAAUUGGUGGCGAUUGCAGUCAUCGAUGAGAAGGACCCCACAGAGGAGAGUGGCAGAUUAAAGACCUUGAUUCAGAGGGUGGCAAAGGAAUACAGAGAGCAUUUUAACAGAGACUUCCAGUUUGGCCACAUGGAUGGGAACGACUACAUAAACAGCCUCAUCAUGGGCGAGGUGACGGUGCCCUCUGUUAUCAUCCUCAACACAUCCAACGAGCAGUACUUCCUGCCCAGUGAGCCGAUUGAGACCAUGGAGCAGCUGGUCCAAUUCAUCAGCGGGGUUUUGAACGGUUCUGCACAGGCAUACGGAGGUGAUGGCAUCAUUCAGAGGAUCAAACGCGUGGCCUUUGAUGCCAAAUCCACCAUCAUGUCGGUGUUUCGCAGCUCUCCUCUGCUGGGCUGCUUCCUGUUCGGCCUACCGCUGGGUGUAAUUAGCCUGAUGUGCUACGGCAUCUGCACGGCCGAGUCGGAUGACGGCUCGGAUGACAUAGACGCUCUCAAGAGGGAGGGCCUGACCGACGAAGAGGACGAAGAGGAGGAGGAGAGGCAACGCGGCGGUGGUGAGCUGGAGGGCCCCGAAGAAGGCGAGAACGAAGAGGAAGAGGAGCCAGAAGUUGGAGAGAAAGAUCCCGAAGAGAAGAAAACCGAUUAACACAGGGAGGGGGUUCCCGCCGGAUAGAGGAUGAUAGGCCUAGUGAAAUGCAGUGGCAUGAAACUCAAAGACAUAUCAAUGUAUUACUGUUCUGCUUCUUUGUUUUUCAUCUCACUUUCUCCCCCACUCCCCCCACCUCCCCCCCU